Molecule: messenger RNA, 2191 nt
Organism: Ilex paraguariensis (yerba mate)
Lineage: Eukaryota; Viridiplantae; Streptophyta; Magnoliopsida; Aquifoliales; Aquifoliaceae
Source: the annotation of a GenBank genome assembly
UGGGACAGACGGCUGGUCAAGGACCAACUACGUGCCCGAAACGUACUGGUUCCCUUCUUCUACCGUCUCCCGUAAGUAACUUGACUUUCAAGUCACUUCACUCCACUUGACUUGACUUCCCUCCUCCUCCUUGUUGGUGGUGCUGUGAUCUCUCUCUCAAUAAACUCGAACCCUGUCGCCAAUUUCUCUCAGCACUCACAAGAACCCAACAAUGGCCUCCUUCCAAAUCUUCUCUCUCCUAAUCUUCACCUUCGUUCUCCUCAUCACGCCAACCCUCUCUGAAAUACUGCUUACCGAGAUCCGAUCCGACGACAGACCCAUCAUUCCCUUCGUCGAAUAUGAAUUCACCCACUCCGGCCAUCUCGACCUGGAUGUCACCCAAAUCCUCCUCGAAAACCCAACCCAAAACCCCAAUCCCGACCUCUCCCAAAUCGGGUUCUUCCUCUGCACUCGAGAUUGGCUUCACUUCCUCGAACAGCUCCAAGAGGGCGAAAUCCAAUGCCCUCUCCAAUCCAAAUUCGUCAAACUCUUCUUCACUUUGGACAAACUCCAACCCUCAGGCGAUCACUUCAGCACCACCGUCAAUGUCACCGACGCCAAUCAGUUCACUUUGGUCUUAGCCAAUUGUAUUCCAAACCUCAAGAUUUCAAUGAAUGUUCAGUACUCUUCUAUGUACAAUGAAAACCCCCAAACUGAUUAUUUGUACGCCGUUAAAACGCCUCUCCUCCCCAUUCUCGUCUUGUUUUUCUUGGUAAAACGUCUCUACCAUUUUGUCGUCGAUGGUUUGGAGAAGGAAGCUGCUGCUGAGCAACUCAAGCAUGAUGAUGAAGUCGAAUUGUGAGAUUGCAUUUUGGAGGUUGAAGAGAGAAUAAGCAAGGCCAAGGUAGUAAUAAUCCAAUACCAAACCCGUUUAUGAUUUAGAUAUCAAUGCAUGAACUCGUUAGCCAUAUUAUAUGCUGUGUAAUUCCACUUACUCUGCUGUUGUAUUAUUUUCACACGUUUUGAACUGUGCUUUGGCAAUAUAGUAUAUUGUUGAUUAGAAAAAUGGAGAUAUGGGUAGUUGCUUGCUUCGAACUCAGGUGAAUGGUUGUCUGCUUGAUGAUCUUACACUUGCUAGUUUUUUGUAAAUUUAAUAGUAUCUUCAAUUCAAUAAAACGCAUGUGUAUGUUCUUACACUUGCUUCUCUUUGUCAAUUUAAGAAUUAUAUGUUAUUCAGUAAAACAUGUGCAUGAGCAAAUGCAAAUAAACUUGUAUUGUUCAUUGGGACUUGGGGAGUAUUCCAAUAGCAAGAUUUUGGAAUAUGAAUGGUAUGAAAUAUGCUUGUCUCUCUCUCUCUCUCUCUCUAGUGCGCGAGUGAAUUUUUUACUGACCCUGUUUUCAGUGGUGGUAAAACUAAUUUGGUAUAUAAAAUAGGAUAAUGCAGUGUUAGAGUGAUGUGUCUGGUUUUACUGACUUAUGAGAGCAUAUGGUUUUUCAGAUUUUGUGAUACCUAUUACCUUUGAAAUCUCGGUGAUACCCACCCCACCCCACCCCUUCAUAUUGUCUUUUAAUCAUCCUCUCAUGAUGUUCAAUCUACCUUGUCGAAGAAUAUGGGUUGAAGCUGGAACAUAUAAUAAUAACUGAAUUUGUUGUCUGAUUAAUGUUUCUUUUUCGUUUGUCAUUUCUUCAUUAUGGUUUCUAAUUUUUUUUUUGUUGAUAUUUAUAUGUAAGUGUGUUUUAAAUUUACCUUUUUUUUUUAUUACUGUGGAGAUAAAAAAAAAAAAUUAACAGGAAUAUGACAUAGGAUGGCAAGAAAUUCAUACAAUUGACAUUGAUUGUAAAAAAAAAAUUAUAGUUUAUUUUUAAUCGGAAAAAAUUAUGGCACACAUUGGUGGUGCUGUGGGGAAGUUGCGGUGGUGGUUGGAGUAUGUGGGUGGUGGAGCAAAUGGUUACCAGGUAUCACGUAGGUGGGACUCGUGUCUCGAUGUAAGUUUAGGAAACAACUUCACGCUUCGCCAAGAGGAGAGAGAGAGAGGGGGAGGGUAGUAGUUGUCUUUUUGCAUGUGACCAUGACACCAUAUUUUCCUCUACUAGUGUGUUUGGUUGUAAAAUACGAAAAAAAAAAAUUUAUGAUGAUUAUUAUUAUUAUUAAAAUUUCUAAUAAAAUAGGUAAAAUAAUAAUUAAUUGUUAAAUUAUGGGUCAAAAACAUAA